Messenger RNA from Xiphias gladius (swordfish), 2320 nucleotides. Its product is annotated as ras-specific guanine nucleotide-releasing factor RalGPS1-like. Gene Ontology annotation, biological process: positive regulation of GTPase activity; Ras protein signal transduction. The transcript is spliced from 10 exons. Gene Ontology annotation, cellular component: plasma membrane. Bases 466 to 975 code for a protein of 169 amino acids. Gene Ontology annotation, molecular function: guanyl-nucleotide exchange factor activity. NCBI's taxonomy places the organism in Eukaryota, Metazoa, Chordata, Actinopteri, Istiophoriformes, Xiphiidae. The record is from RefSeq and is a predicted model, not a curated record.
GGAGCCGAGAGGAUGAUAAGGCAAUACACCUGGCUGUCAAGAUAUGUUUGCCUACCUGUCACUUCCUGCUGUCGGUAUUUAUUCAUUUUCAUUUCUUUAUUCGACUGGAGAUAAUCUGGCACGUCACUGCCAUGUUUGUAUGAUCUCGUCUAAUGUAUCCCGCACGAUUUGUGGAUCCUGCGGACCAAACCUUACGACCUUGGCUCCAUGUUCGGCUCAAAGGAGGAGUAACCCCCUUGGACGCUGCUUGGAAAACACUACUUGGGCUUAAUCAACCACCGCGGCUAUACUCGUUUUAAUGUGGACUCAUACUGUCGUCUAUAUUAAUACAGAUACAACAACAACAACAGCAGCAGCAGCAGCAGCAGCGAGGGACUCAGCCUGGUGGAAAGGCAUGGAUGAGAGGUUAUGUGUGCCUCCCAGCUGUCGCCCUGACCUGUGCAUCCCGACAGUUCCUCUGUGAGUAUGUAUCGCAGGAACGGGCUCUCAAAUGGCACCAGCAUCAAUUCAGUCACCUCAGAGGCCAGCAGCAGUUCUGAUUCUCUGGAUGGACCCUGUGUGGAUUAUGCCAAGAGCUAUGAUGCCGUCGUCUUUGAUGUGCUGAAGGUGACACCUGAGGAGUUUGCUAGCCAAAUCACGCUGAUGGACGCACCAGUCUUCAAAGCGAUUCAGCCAGAGGAGCUGGCCAGCUGUGGAUGGAACGGGAAGGAGAAACACAGUUUGGCCCCCAAUGUGGUCGCAUUCACACGCAGGUUCAACCAGGUGAGCUUUUGGCUGGUGAGGGAAAUCUUAACUGCCCAGACGCUGAAAAUCCGUGCAGAAAUACUGAGCCAUUUUGUUAAAAUAGCAAAGAAACUGUUGGAGUUGAACAACCUUCAUUCUUUGGUGUCGGUGGUGUCUGCUCUGCAGAGUGCUCCCAUCUUCAGACUCAGCAAAACCUGGGCGAGAUGCCUUCAUCGCCAAACAACAACCUGAGCAGGUUGGCACUCCUGCACUCCCAGAGUACCCAGGUGGGCAAAGUGGAUGAUGCUGCUCUCCGUGAAAUGAAAAUGAAUGUGGCAUAUUGCAUCGCCAAAGAAGAACUUCCUUUUAAGAAGUUUAGGCGGGUGAUUUUGCCCUGGAAAAAAAAUUGAGUGGAUAACAUUCCAUCUUAUGAUUACCACAUCCGAUGUGGAGAGAGGAUUUUGAUAAUCGCUGAUGGAAUUAAGUCCAACCUGGUGGAGGAAAUUAGAGGACGACACUACCUGUCUGUGAUGAUCGACGAGGACACGGAUGCAUUGAACAAGGAAUGUGAAAUGGUCUACGUUCAAAUCCUUAAAAAUGGCCAGCCAUUAACCAAACUGAUCGGGCAGCAGGAACUACAACACAGCCAUGCAUUAGGAGUACUACAAGACACCAAGACUGCUUUUGAGCCGCAUGGACAUUAGACAGGAGAGAUGAACAAGCUAAUUGGCUUCGGAGCGGAUGAAACUUUGGUGAAAAUGGGACAUCAUGGGGGUGUCGUUGCCCUGCUCAAAGAAGAGGUCCGAUAGCAGAUUGGAAUUGGCCAUGCUGACUGUCCAAAAAAAAGGAGCCCAUGGGAGCUAAGCUUUAUGAACUUUUCUACCUGCCAUGGAGGAGUUCAUAAAGUUUAGCCAAAAAUCUCAGAUGAAGCUGCAGGCAGUUGGCAAAAUGCUGGGAGUCAACAUCAGUAACCCUUCUAGUGUCAAAGGCAAAUGCUGGUUUCAUGUAGAGUGUGCAUUCCAUGCACUUCUCAAACCAGCUGGACAGGAUGAACAGGAAAGUAGCCAGUAUGCUGCAACCCUGCAGCACAUGUGCCACCUGUCUGCAUCCUUUCCCUUGGCUGAUGCAAAAGGAAGGGCUGUGAAUGUAAUCUAUUUCCAAAGGAAUGUAUGCUUUGGGUUGCUCAGUCUCUUCUUAACCAAGUUUUUUCAAGAUAUUAUGUAAUUUCCUGCAAUCUCUGAAUUUAUUUAUUAGAUCAAGUGUGAGGUGGAUCAUGUAGAGUUCUGCGCCUUCAGCCACUUUAUUGCUUAUGUUUUUACAGAACUAGGGAGCCUUAGCCAGAUCCUACAGGGAAAUGACUUGAUCCUACCCAAGGCUUCUGCUGAGCUAAAGAGAACAGUGUCUGAAGUGGAAGGGAUGAAGUUUAAGACAGGGUGUUAGAGAACUGAAUUAAUUGAGUUUUACUUAUAGUUACUUUUAUUUCAGAACUUCCUGCACUUGGCUGAAAAAAUGCUUGUGAUGCCAAUCUCCUCCGCUCAGUGUGAGCGUGGAUUUUCGGAUCUUCUAAGAGGGCCAGGAGGCCAAAUAGGAAAGCGUG